Penicillium samsonianum is the source of this 1014-nucleotide messenger RNA. Its product is annotated as alpha/beta fold hydrolase. The record is from RefSeq and is a predicted model, not a curated record. NCBI's taxonomy places the organism in Eukaryota, Fungi, Ascomycota, Eurotiomycetes, Eurotiales, Aspergillaceae. The transcript is spliced from 2 exons. Bases 1 to 1014 code for a protein of 337 amino acids.
AUGCGUUUUCUUGUUCUUUCAAUCGUCCAGCUUAUCAGCGUCUGCGUCGCCGACGUUCCUUCCUGGGACUCUUGGCCUCAUCAACGCAUCAGAGUAAAUAAAGACGUUAGCAUUCACCUGCGCUAUUACGGCACUGGACCCCCCGUCCUCCUAAUCCAUGGAAACCCUCAACAUAGUCUCUCCUACUCUACCAUCGCCCCCAUUCUUGCACAGAAUUACACCGUAAUUACCACCGACAAUCGUGGCGCCGGCGACUCUUCAAUUCCAGCGGACGACGACUAUACUGCCUCCACCCAUGCAGAUGACUUCAAAGCGAUACUGGACUUCUUGCACAUCAACGAAACCUACGUUUUCUCGCACGAUAAGGGCUCUGGAAUUGCAGCGGCGCUAGCGGCAAAGUAUCCAUCCUACGUGAAGAGAAUUGGAUUCUCCGAGUAUGCCUUUCCUGGCUUCGGAUAUGAGAAUUUCUGGACCCCCAGCUCCGGCGGUGGCACUGGCUGGGACUUGUACAAGAAUUGGCAGCUCGGCUUUUUUAGUGUCCCGGACGCAGCACAAUAUUUUAUCCAAGGCCGCGAGAAGGAGAUGCUGGCUUGGUACUUCUGGCACAGCUCGUAUUCCGGCAACGAAGCCAUUAGUGAGGACCACUUGACUCGCUACGCAACAUCAAUAUCGAAACCGGGAUUUCUGCGGAGCAUGCUGAACAUAUUUUCGGUUUCGACCGUGACCGAAGACGCUUCGUUCUUCAACGCAUCAUUUAGUGGCAAUCCGUUGCCAAUGCCGGUGUUGGCUCUUGGAGGCGAGGCUAGCUUUGCGCCGGGGUCUGUGUUGCAACAAAUCUUUGGGCCGGUGAGCAGUGACCUUCAAGUUGAUGUGGUCCCAAAGGCUGGCCAUUGGGUGUUGGAUGAAAGUCCUGUAUGGGUUGCCGAUCGGCUGUUGAGGUUCUUUGGAGAGGAUCCCGAUGGUAUAUCGAGCGUGGAUUUGUCGUAUUUGACGAACCAGGUAACAUUGGUUUGA